This is a messenger RNA of Lolium rigidum, 2292 nucleotides long. RefSeq names its product protein Rf1, mitochondrial-like. The record is from RefSeq and is a predicted model, not a curated record. Bases 20 to 1759 code for a protein of 579 amino acids. The transcript is spliced from 2 exons. NCBI's taxonomy places the organism in Eukaryota, Viridiplantae, Streptophyta, Magnoliopsida, Poales, Poaceae. Gene Ontology annotation, molecular function: protein binding.
GACAGAUGAGGCUCUGGACAUGCUGCUUCACAGGAUGCCGCAUCUGGGCUGCGUGCCUGAUGCCAUCUCAUACAACACGGUUAUCAAGGGUUUAUGUGAUGAUAGCAGGAGCCAGCAUGCGCUCGAGCUACUCCGGAUGAUUGCAAAACAAGAAGCUGGCUGCUCCCCUAACGUGGUGUCAUAUACCACGGUUAUCCAUGGAUUCUUAAAGGAGGGUAAAUUCAGCACGGCAAGCAACCUAUUCCAUGAAAUGGUGCAGCAGGGCGUUGUUCCUAAUGUGGUGACAUUUACCUCGAUGAUUAAUGUGUUGUGCAAGCGUGGAAGAAGCAAAGAAGCUAGACAGAUUCUGGAUUGCGCGAUUCUGAAGGGCCUCAAACCGAAUAUCGUGGCAUACUCUACCAUGCUUCACGGGUACGCUACAGAAGGAAGCCUCGUUGAUAUGAAUAAUCUCUACAACUUGAUGGUAGGAAGAGGUGUUGUACCUGACCAAUAUGUUUUCAACAUAUUGAUCAGUGCACAUGCUAAGUGUGGAUUGGUGGAUGAGGCCUUUCUUAUCUUUGAAGACAUGCAGAAACAGGGAGUGAAACCGAAUGUUGUGACCUAUUUAGCCAUGAUAGAUGCGUUUUGCAGAAAGGGUAGGAUGAAUGAUGCUAUUCAACAAUUCAACCAGAUGAUUGAUAUGGGGGUACCACCGAAUAUACCGACUUACAGCUGCCUGAUUCAGGGUUAUUGUACACAUGGUGAUUUACUGAGAGCUAAAGAAUUGGUUCAUGAAAUGAAGGAAAAAGGCAUCCGUUGUCCUGGCGUUAUGUUCUUUACCUCAAUAGUGAACAACCUAUGCAAAGAAGGAAGGGUGACAGAUGCACAAGAUAUCUUUGACUUUAUGAUACAUAUAGGUGAGAAGCCCAAUGUUAUCACAUUUAGUUCACUGAUUGAUGGAUACUGCUUGGUUGGCAAGAUGCAGAUAGCAUCUAGAUUAUGUGAUGAUAUGGUAUCGAUUGGCAUUCAGCCUAAUGCCAUUACGUACAAUACACUUAUUGAUGGAUACUUUAAAGCAGGAAUGGUGGAUGCUGCAUUGACUCUAUUCAGAAAAAUGUCAUGUAUGUCAACUAAACCGGAUACUCUUACUUAUAACAUCAUAAUGGAUGGAUUAUUUAAGGCUGGUAGAACUGUUGCUGCAAAGGAAAUGUUCCAUGAGAUGGACAAAAGUGGAGUGAGAUUGUCCAUUGAUACAUACAAUAUAAUUCUCAGUGGGCUUUGUAAAAAUGGUUGUGCCGAUGAAGCAGUCAUGAUGUUUGACAAGUUGCGAGCAAUGAACCAUAAGUUUGAUAUUAGAAGUCUAACUAUUAUAAUUGAUGCAAUGUUUAAAGUUGGAAGAAUAGAGCAAGCUCAGAAUUUGUUUGCUGCAAUACCAGCCAAGGGAUUGGUACCUACCGUUAUAACGUACACUACGAUGAUGUCAAACCUUAUAGAAAAAGGAUUGAUAGAAAAAGCUGACAGUAUAUUUUCAUCAAUGGAGAGGAGUGGUUGUGCUUCCAACUCUGGUAUGCUAAAUAUUAUUAUCAGAAAGUUACUGAAUAAAGGUGAAAUAGUCAGGGCCAUCAAUUAUAUGUCCAGAGUUGAUGGGAAAAGCAUGUCGCUUGAAGCUUCAACUAUUUCCCUGUUGAUAACUCUCUUUUCAAGGAAAGGGAUAUACCAUAAGCACAAAGAUUUGCUCCCAGAAAGGUAUCAGUUUUUGGAAGGAGACAUCCACAGUUGACAUGUACUUAAACCCUUGAAAGGCAUGCUUAAGAUUUUCAUUGCAAUGAGUCAUUUCUGCUGGUACAAGAAAUGCAGGCUGCUGCGAGUACAAAGAUGAUCAGAGGUACAACUGAUUACAUUUGUUACAAAAAUGGCUUCUGGUGACUGGUGGUGAUUGUUCAAGGUAUUGAAAUGUGUUGUUCCACAAGAUGUUUAUUUUUUUGGUUGUAUGUUAGUGAUUUGACAAUUGUACAUGAGCUGAAUAGUAGCACCCUGCUCUGCCAUCAUCACAUUGCUCACAGAGCUGGAGAAUGACAUCAUAACCAUUGGGUUCCAGACAAGCUGUAGUGUGAUUCUUUGACACCAUGGGACGCUCUUUUCCUGUGUUCUUCGUCAAGAGGGAGGCUAAGAGAAAGCUAUUUAAUCUCGUGUACACCAAUCCUGUGUUAGUUCUUUGUUUGGUUCUGAUGAACUAGGACUGGGCAAUGAUUCUUAGAGUUAGAAGUAGACAUGAUUGGAAGACAACCUUAAGUUAUUCUGCAUGGCUGCUCU